AUGGAGGAGAUAUAUGGAGAAUUAGUCCGCUGGGCGACAGACCGAGAUGUUGAGCUCAGUGGUAAUAAGCCUCAGACGAUUGGCACUGGGAUCUAUGCAACUCGCGAAAUCAAAGCCGGAGAGACCAUCCUAGUAGUUCCAACCCAGGCCCUCCGCACUCUGGACGAUGUACCGAGAGCCAUCUCGGAGAAUGUGCUUCGAAAUAUAUCCGUACAUUGUCUUCUGGCCGCGUACCUUUCCCUUGAGAAGACGAAGGAGUUCGCCGUCUGGAGCGCAGUUUUUCGGACCUUUCCGCCCUUCAGGGUCACCGCCGAGGUGCUUCUGAAGAAACAGCAGAAGAAUUUUCAGCAGGACCGGAGCAUAGUUUCAAAGGCAUAUCCGUACGUCAGCCAAGAGGAGUACUUGCACGCCUGGUUACUUGCCAAUACACGGUCGUUCUAUAGAUUAGCUUUGUUGCCAGUAGCUGAUUUGUUCAAUCAUGCAGACGUGGGUUGUGAAACGUUAUUUUCGCCACAAAGAUACAUCUUCACAGCAGGCCGCGUGUAUCGUGCGAGUGAGGAGGUCCAUGUCUGCUAUGGAGGCCAUUCCAACGACUUCCUCCUCACUGAAUAUGGAUUCUUACUCACGGAGAAUCGGUGGGAUGCAGUGUGCCUUGACGAUGUGGUUCUCCCAAACUUGAAUCAAGAGCAGAAGUAUACUCUCAAGAAAAGGGAGUUCCUAGGCCAGUAUAUGCUGGAUCCGGAGGGAGUAGGAUGCUUUAGGACGCAGGUGGCAUUGCGGAUGUUGGGUUGUGCGCAUGACCAGUGGAGACAGUUCGCGGAUGCUGAGGUGGACGAUCGAGCGUCUCAACGCGAGGCCAACGUCCUGCUGAUGCAGUUCUUGAACACGUUUACAAAGAUGAUUCAGCAGACGCUGGAGGACAUAAAGAACGUAAAUAUCGGGCAGACGAAUCAACCAGGACUUCUCACGUUGAGGUGGAAGCAGAUCGAAAAUACGGCCAAGCAGUCGAUCAAACGCCUGGGCGGUUGA
Molecule: messenger RNA, 1029 nt
Organism: Trematosphaeria pertusa
Lineage: Eukaryota; Fungi; Ascomycota; Dothideomycetes; Pleosporales; Trematosphaeriaceae
Product: SET domain-containing protein
Exons: 3
Coding region: 1-1029 (342 amino acids)
Biological process (GO): peptidyl-lysine monomethylation
Molecular function (GO): protein-lysine N-methyltransferase activity; protein binding
Source: RefSeq, a predicted model, not a curated record